Symbiodinium sp. CCMP2592 is the source of this 6930-nucleotide messenger RNA. Lineage: Eukaryota; Dinophyceae; Suessiales; Symbiodiniaceae. The record is from the annotation of a GenBank genome assembly.
AUGGGAAACUUCCUUUACAAGACAUUUCUUUCAGCCGUCUUGGGCGACGCCGACAAGCGUCGCCGGUAUGACAAUCAGAAGGCUUUCUUCUCUGAAGAGUCUGGAGAAGAGUGGGAGGGUGCCGACCGUGGUGGCUUCGAGCCCCCGGGGGAGCCGGUCAGCAGCCUGUCUCGGCUCUCGGAAAUCUUGGGCAUGAACGAGCCCUACGUCAUCCAUGUCUACUCAGACCAGCGCCAUUACUUCGGCCAAUGGAUGAAUGAAGUCGCUCAGGAGGUGAAGCUUGCCCACCUGAAUGUCUUCACAGCAGAGGAGGACGUGCUGCAAAGACUUGGGGUGCGCCGCUAUCCGAUGUUCGUCGUCACUUCCGGCGGAGGCGGUUGGCAGACCUACUUUCCUCAUGGCUUCGACUUCUUCCGUCUUGGGGAGUCGGUGCUCCAGGUGGUUCUCGACACGGUUCAGUACACAGAUCGGGUCACUCCCCUCCACAGCGAGGCGGCUUUGGAUGAUUUCCUUCGUUUGGUUGCUGUCGGAUCUUCCAAGCCGAGAGUCGUGGUGGUCGUGGAUGACGUGCGGCGACGGCUGCUGCAGGUCUACACGGCUGCCUGUCGUUUGCAGACGCACCAUUUCGCGCAAGUUGGCAGCUGGGCCGCGGACCGGUUCAAGGUCCGGCGACUGGUUUCCUGGGUUAUCGUUGACCCAGCCACGCGCCAGGGCUUCCACCCGCAGCCGCAGCUUCUGUCUGGUGCCGCCAGUUUUCGACAGCAGAUCAUGGAUGCCAGGUUUAUGCCGGAGCUCCACCGCCGAUCUUUCGAGGAGCUUUGUCACGGAAGCUGGUCAGGCUCCUGCGCCUGGGUCGCACUCUUCCUGGUGACGCCGGACAUGCUGGGUAAGGAGGAGAAGGCGAGAAGAGCUUUGCGCAACUUCCGUGAGGCAUGCCGAAACGUCAAGGAGCAUGCGUCGCAUUCUCUCGAGUGUUUCUGGGGCCGCCACGACGGAUCGCCUGACUCGCCCUUCCGUGGGUUGGACCCGCAGCUAUUGCCUAGCCAAAAGGCACCGGGCAAGGGCGUCUCUGUUAUAGCCUACGCUGGCGCAGCGAAACAGGCGAUUCUCUACCCGAAAGAAGUUCUGGGACGAGAGUUGGCUCAGCGAGACCUCACGAAAUGGCUUCAGCAGGUUCAGGCCAUCUCCGACCCAAGCCAUCUUGGCGAGGACGGAGGCGGCUCCCACACCGUGCUUCGAGGCUUCAUCUCGGCCUUGCCGGAUCCCGAAGAGGAGCGGACCGGGCCAAAAGGAUUCAUAGAACGAGCCUGGGAAGUCUGCAGCGAGAUCCUCCGCAGACUUUUCGAGGCCGUUGCCGAGCCCAGGCUCCUUCUCUUCAGCCUCGUCUUCGGGUGGCCGCUUCUACAGCAGCUCAUGGGCCCCUCACAGAGUUCAAACUCUGCCGGAAAUGCGCCCAGCUCGGCUCGAGGUCUUGCAGAUGGGGAUGCCGUGCAAGUUCAAGGGCUUGCAGAUCGUACGGAGUUCAACAACCUCCGUGGACGCAUCGUGGGCAGAGUGCCUGGUCCAGAUGGUGAAGCAACGAAGUAUCGUGUCCAGAUUCAGUUCGGCGGUGAAAGCAAGGCCGGGCGAUGGUUUGGAGUCCAGGGCAGCUUCACCUGCUUCCUGUACACCGUGUCGGUUACUCGAAGCGCUUUCUUCAAAGUCUUCGUAGCUCACGAUCUGGUGCUGGGUUUACCCGUCCACAGCGAAAGCUCCAGAGCUGACGGAAUUCUCCCAAGGUACUCUGUUGGCGCCCUCGUGGACCUGUAUUUCCCACUUCAGCUCCUGCACAGAUCGCAGUACCAACGGCGGCCGGCACACGCAGCUAGCUUCAACUCCUCCGAAGGCCGCUUUUGCUCCGACAAGCGAGAUGCCAAGACGGCCAUGCAAGCCUAUGCAAGACAUGAAGCGGCUCAUCGUUUGAUGGACGGCGACCUGGGGCUGCACGCAGCGAGGCCGAGCACCUUAGAACAGUACGCAGUUUUUCUGGUAGAAACGUCGCAGACAUGGAAAGCUCUUGGCUGGAUUCUGCAUGCCGUGGAGGAAGAUCCUGCGGUGGAGGCGGCACGGCUUCCGCCGCAAGCUCGAUGUCGAGUUUUCGAGUCCUUCCUACUCGUCCGAGGCAGAUCGAGUGGUGAGCGAGCAGUUGCCGUGUCGGGUGCUCGCCUUCUAUUUGGUUACCACCGUGAAGAACCCUUCCAUGGAAGCGUCUGCACACAAGCAGUGGUGCAGGGAGCACAACAUCGUUGGCCGCGUCUGGGUAUCCGACCUCAGCUGGUGACGGCAUGGUGCUACCGCUACACGGUCUCUUCCAGAGGCAUCAAUGUGCAGGUCAGCGGAAACACGGCGGACUGCGUGCUGUAUGCUGAAUUCGUGGCUGGGAGGUUUCGAGAAGCCAGAGCCAAAGGUGCUUCGCUGCUCUGUAAACUUGAUCCGGUCCCCGAGCCUAUGUUUGCAAAAUUGCGGGUGAAGGCCAAGAAGCUUAUCUCCUUGUCACCGCGGCUCGAUGACAGCCUUGAUAUGGAAGAUCGCGGGAAGGACUUGGAGCCUGCGGAGUGGCAAAGUCGCUUGCAAGGCCUCGAAGAAGGCAAGCCGGGAAAGGUCCUUGACAUCCGAAACAACUAUGAAUGGGACCUCGGCCACUUCGCUUCUGCCGAGCGGCCUCCAACCGAGGAGCUGGCGGAGAUGAGUCCAUCCUCUUUGGGUUUGACCUCUGAGGACAAGGACAACCCCCUGUACAUGUACUGCACCGGUGGCAUCCGCUGCGAGUUCUUCGGUGCUGCCUUGCGAAAGCAAGGCUUUCGCCAAGUUUACAAGCUGAGGGGCGGAGUGCAGCAUUAUGGAAACACUGUCGGUGAUGAGGGCUGGAAGGGCCGCCUUUUUGUCUUCGACCGCCGGAACUCCGUGGCCGUUGGAGACGAAGGUCCUUCCAGUGACCUGGCUUGUCCACUCUGCGGAAAGCGUGCCGUAGAGGAACAGGCAGAAGUAGGCCCAUGUGUCAGACAGAGCCAAGAUUGCCAAAUUCUGUGGCUGAUUGCUAGGUCAAUUUCCAUAAUUGCAAGGCACCUCGAAAAGGUCAAGUUGAGCUCGUUUCGGGGUGGCAUGAUGCGCGCUGUCGUCGCUUGUGCAACGAGCGAGCUCUUGCUCAUGGGUGUGCAGCUGGUGUUCCUCUCAGAUAGGCUUAGAGUUCUCCGCUCCGAGUCUCAAAGGAUAAAGGCCGAGUUUGUGCGCGCCGCCUCCAGGGAUGCUGUCAGGAGUGCGGAAACAGGCAGGGCCAGCAAAGCCAGCGCAGAAAGUGUUCUCGUUUGCAGCCUCUAUCGUGUCCGAUCGCUUUGCCUCCGCGAAGUGCCCACCAUUCAGCCACUGACCACAGAGGUGUCCCUUCUGGGCAUCCACAAACAUGCUCAAGCUCUUUGCUUCCGGCACGCAGACACCCUGAAGCCGACAGCAUGGCCAUGGAAGCGGCCGACCUCGCAGAAGACGUCGCCGGGGUCUUCCACUCCGCACAAGAUCUUGCCGGAGCGGCGCUUGAUUCUUCGGUCGGCCGUGUACGCGCACAAGAAGUUGGCAGAGCGCUUCAUUCUGAUGCAGCCUCUGUUGUCUCGUCAUGAAGCGACGGCAUCGGCGCAUCAGCGGGAGCUGGAGGAUCAGCUGGCAAAGCUGAAGGUCGAGAGAAGCUUGGCCGGUCAUCGCCGUCCAAAGUGGUUAGUCUGGGAUGAAUUUGGCAUCAAGAACAUGAUCUCCACCGUGGAGUACAAUUUGGGAGAGCUGAUGCACGAGAGCCGCAUGAUCUACUUCACCAAUCAGCAAGCGCUCCAUUUCUCCGACCAGCGCAUGCCGGAGGUGCGUGCUGGUGAUUCUGCUGAUUCCGUCGCUCCUGGGCCGAAGCUACUGGAAGCUGGGCAUGUUGCGAACCGUUUUGCCUUGUUGUAUGAGAUGACGGAGCUGGGUCCGUGGGAAGGUGAGUACUGUGUAGCCUUCCAGACCCGUGUCCCACGUGUGACCUGCAAUGCGGUCUUCGGAUCAGCCAAGCGGGAGGCUAGGGUACUUGCACAUAAUUUGACGUGGCAGCCGCCAAGGAAUGUCAUCGCAAGGGAAGUGCUCCUGCCUGUGGCACAUCAGACGGAGGCCCUGAUCGUCGGGAGAAGCUCCUGCAGUUUGACCAAUGCCUUCGCAGAGGUCAGUGAGCCUCUUCAAAACAGCCUCGGGGACCAAUGCAAGUUUCAAAUGGUAAUCUUCGAGCAUGCGCGCAAUCUGCAAGUGAACACCAAGCUGAAGCCCGACAGUUUGGAGGGAAAGCUACAAGGGAGUAACGAUGCCUGGCAGCGUGCCGACUUCAUCCCUGCACUUUCUCAUCACUACGGCAUUGACCCGGUUCUGUGGCCGCGCCAUCAGCUUGUGGAAGGUGCCGCGGCAUACUUCGUCUUUGAGUGUUUGAACGACCAGGGGCUCCAUGAUCCACGCGCUGCAGUCCAGUUCGAGAACAUGUUCCUGUCUUCACUUCGCAAGUCUGUCCCAGUGCUCGCACUCUGGACAGGCGGCGACGUCAAUGUUUUGAAGUUCGAGGCAUUGAACUAUGUUACCAACGGCAUUCCCUUGAUUCUGCUGGACAGUAGAUACAAUGAUGAGGAACACGAGCCGCCGGCCGAGACCACUCUCGAGUCCCGUUUGCCACGCGACCCGCUGGACGACAUCAGCAUGCAUGUAGACGAAAAGACAGCGAGAAAGAGUCUUGCCAGCGAGCCCUUUCAUGAAGCUUGUCAAAAGCUUCAGAAGCACGCCGAGCGCUUGAACGCCCUAGAAACACCCCUGUACGACACCCACAUCGGGUCUGCACUGGCAUGCAUCCGCGCUGGCAUCCAUCGAAAGGAUAAUGAGAAAAAACAGCGAAAGGAUCGAGAUCUUUGGCUUCACGAAGCCAUCGUCCAGGCAAUGCUCGAGGCACAUCACACCAGUGCUCCUACCGACUUACGCCGCGACGAAGUCUCCGAAGCAUUGUCGGCAGCAGACAAGAACAUCAUUGAAGCGACCGACUUCUUCGUGAACUUUGUAGCACAUCAAACAGAGCAGGACCAUAGUUGUGAACCUGCUUUGGGUUUUGUGCUCGUUAGUCAUACCUGCACUAGCAUGUCUCAAGGGUCGCUGAGAAUUGCAGAUGCUUCUGCGGCUCAGGAGUCCAGGAUGAUCAUGUCGAAACUGGAAGAAGCUAUCUCGGCUCUUCGCACAUGUGAGGACUGGGACGAACUGGAAGCCGAAUGGAAGAAGAGGUGGGCCAAAACGCUACACUACUAUGCGGUCUUCAGCGGAUGGGAUGUCAAGGUGGGUGAAAUUGACCUCUUCAAGAAGGUUGCAGCACAGAAUGAUUGGCAAGCCAAAGGUCGAUACAGCCGGGUAAUGCUGAACAGAGGGGAGCUGGAGAACGACUACGAGCGCGCGCAUGACGGAUUGAAGGCUAUGCUGCAAUCGUGGCUGGAUGAGGCGAAAGGUUACGACAAAGUGCAAAAGCGAGUGCAGGUGGUCAAGUCUGACAAAAGGCUUUGGCUGGCUGCGUACGAAGUUUUGAAGUCCCAUGAUGUGGACAGCUGCGAGCUGAGUGAUCAUCGGAGGCUGAGGAACCUCGUGCAGAAGCACUCGCGCUCUGACCGACUCCCUGACAAUAGUUCACUGGAAGGCCUAUUGCUUCUUCGAUGUGCCUGGACCUUGGCGGAUGUUUUCCAUGAGAAGGCUACGAGAUUGAAGCUAGUUGCCAAGCUCUCUUUUGCCUGCUUGCUUCUCUUGGGCGUCGUGAUCACUUUCGAUGCCAAGAAGUUCACGGUGUUGGGAUUGGGGCUUGCUUCCUCGAGCCUUGCUGCUUGGACGACCUUCACGGAUCCCACGAAGCAGUGGAUGACUCGAGUUGGCGAUUAUGGAAGAGCAGAUUUUACCCACAUCAGCGUCGGAUCCGAUGAGGGUGAGCGACAGGCCGAAGAGCGCUUUCGCGACAACAUCUUCGCGAUCGCAGAUGCUGCACUAGGCCCGAAAGAUCAGUUUGCGAACCACCUGACGACGGACGAAGUUUGCAUUCGGGUCGAUGGAGAGAGGCACAACAAAGAGGACAAGAUUGACAUGAUGAACGAGCGGCUGAAAGCAAACAAACUGACAUCAGCACACCACAGCCACAAGCAGUAUCCGGAGCUCAAAGGUCCUUCAGAUAAACUCAAAGCCCAUCCAGAGCAAGAGGCUCAUCCCGGAGCUGACCGAGACAGUCACCAUGCGCCGGCGAGCCCUGAAGAGUAUAUCAUUUGGAGACUGACCCCCUUGCGGGACUUCUAUGGUCGUCGCAUCCCACAGGUCCGGCGUACCCGCCUGCUCAUGCAGAUAUUCUUCAUGGCCUCAACCAGUGCCACGGCAGUGCUCGCGGCAGCAGAUCAGACAGCUUGGACACCCAUUGUCGUGGCAAUCUCCGCGGCGCUCGCGUCUUGGCAAGAAUUCCGCGGUGUGGACAUGAAGCUGGAGCGCUACGGCGCCGUGGUCACGACCCUCCGAAAUCUGAUGCUUUGGUGGCAGACGUUACCAGAAGCCGACAAGGCUGGUGGGCAGAUGCGAGAUGGCUGCCUCUUCGGAGCUUGCAGCCUGGUUGAGCGACGCACAGCAGGCUUGUGCUGUUGGUGGGAGAGGGGGAUUUGGGAUGUUAGGGGCUUGGGGCAUGAAGGGAAGGAAAUCCUGAACUCGAAAGCCAUGUCAGGCCAGGGAUCUCAUGGACAAGGCGACGAGCUCCAAGGAUCGCCAAAAGGCGUCUGCGGCCAAAGAAGCGCAAGCGCAGAAAUAGGGCCAAAGCGAGCAUGGCAGAGGCAGCAAGCGCGCUUUAAGAUGCCCAGGUGGCAAAUACUGCCAGCCUCUGGACUUCUCUGA